This is a messenger RNA of Canariomyces notabilis, 2244 nucleotides long. RefSeq lists its product as uncharacterized. Lineage: Eukaryota; Fungi; Ascomycota; Sordariomycetes; Sordariales; Chaetomiaceae. The transcript is spliced from 3 exons. Bases 1 to 2244 code for a protein of 747 amino acids. Gene Ontology annotation, biological process: intra-Golgi vesicle-mediated transport. Gene Ontology annotation, cellular component: Golgi membrane. The record is from RefSeq and is a predicted model, not a curated record.
AUGGCUGAAGGACCCAGUUCCGACGCUGAGGGCGGAGGAGCAACCACAGCGCUGGAAGCGACAUCCACAGCCGGCUCCGUCAACAAGUUCCAAAGCGCCAUCUCACAAUGGAGAAGCCUCGACUUCACGGCUCUUGUCUCCAACCUAGAUAACACGGCCGCCGAGAUUGUAGCCUUCCAGCGCGAUUCGACUGUGCAGAGGAAGGACCUGGCACAGAAGACAAAGGACUUUAGAAAGCUGGACGAUACUAGCAAGCUAACUGAGAUCAAGGGCUUGCUUAAGGCCUACCAAACCUUUAUCGACCUCCUGACCAACCACUCCAAGUCGGUUAAUUCGACAUUCCUACAAGCCUACACGUCACUGUCCGAGGCUCCAGACCCGUACCCACUACUCGAGGCAUCAGUAGAUUCUAUGCUGGUCUCGGAGGACACGCUACCGAAGCUCAGCCAGGAAAACCAACAUCUGCAGGCGACCGUUUCCCGACUAACUACCCAGCUCGAAGACACUGAGUCCACGUUACAACGCGAACGCAGUAUAAGAAAAGGCCUCGAGGAAAGCCUCGAGAGCAAGGUGAAGGAGGUCGAGACGUCCUGGGCGGCUGUUUUGGAGGAGAAGAAGGACAAUUGGGCGGCAAAGGAGAAAGCAUUGGAGGACAAGCUAGAGAACCAGGAACGUCUGCUCAGUGAGAUUAAGGCGAGCUAUGAAGUCAACCAGAGACUGGGGAAGCCCGGUGAUGCCGAGGAAGGUCAGCGAGGAAAUGUCACGAGUGCCGAGCUGGAAAUGGUGAAUUCCGAUCUCGAGCGCACCAGCGCCCGGCUUGCCGAAGUAGAAGCCCGCAACGAACAACUACGUCUGGAGUUAGCGCAGGCUAAGUCGCAGGUGCCGACACAACCCUCAAUGACUCUGGAAGACGAUCCGGGCUACAUGCGGGUAAGGUCCGAGAACUCUUCUCUCAUCCGAAAGCUGGAUGCGGCAAGGGUGGAAAAGGAGGGUUUAAAGAGAGACCUUGACAAUAAGCUUCGUGGGCUAGAGAGAGAGGUUGGGCUACUCAAGGAAGAGCGGGACAGCCUCAAGAGCAAGGUGCAAAAGUGGAGCGACUACGAAGACAUCAAGCAGGAGCUGGAAGUGUUAAAGAGCAUUGAAUUUUCAACCGGGGAUGAUGAUGGGGCUCAUGAUGCCCUCGACGAGCAGAAUGGUGCUGCGAAUACCGGAAAGGGCGACACGCUAGAGCAGCUCCUCCUCGCCCGCAACAAGAAGCUGAGCGACGAGCUUACGAUCCUCCGCGUGUCACAUCAGGAUCUCCAGACCAGGUUGCAAAACCUGCAGGAGGAGGUUUCGCGAACCAACGCCGAACUAGAAAAAUCCCAGAAUCUGAACGAGAAGCUCGAAAACGAGCUCUCCACCAUUCAGGCCGAGACGCCGAACGCCUUCCCCUCGGGCGCCUCCGUGGCGGGCACCUACGUAAGUCGCUACACCCCGUCUGUCGCACCGGGCCGCAAAGCGGGGAGGACGUCCCCUACUUCGUCCAUAAUCAGCGGCUUCAGCCCCCGUGACUUCUCCGACGACAGGCCGAUGGGGGGCGGUUCAGGGAUCCUUCCCAUGAUCACAGCCCAGCGCGACCGCUUCAAGAAGCGCAACGCACAGCUCGAGCAAGAGCUCUCCGAGAGCCACCGGACCGUGUCGCAGCUCCGGCAGGAGAUUGCCGCCCUGCAGCGGGACAACCUCAACCUGUACGAAAAGACGCGGUACGUCUCAACGUACAACCGCGCCGGCGCGGGCGGGCCCGUGGCUGUGGCGACCACGUCGUCCUCGUCGGCCUACGCCGCCAACCCCAACCCGACGGCCGUCGCCAUCGGCUCCGGCGGCAGCGGCAGCGGAAGCACCAGCCCGGGUAUAGCGCUGGACAGGUACCGCAAGGCGUACGAGUCCAACCUGUCGCCGUUUGCCGCCUUCCGGGGGCGCGAGUCGGCUCGCGCCUACAAGCGCAUGAGCCUGCCCGAGCGCGUCGUCUACUCGGUCGCACGCAUGGUGCUGGCCAGCCGCACGAGCAGGAACCUGUUCGCCCUGUACUGCCUCGCGCUGCACCUGCUAGUGUUCUGCUCGCUGUACUGGCUAGGCACGGCCGACGCCGAGAAGCACACCUUGAGGACUGUCUCGGCGCUUGCGGUUGGGGCCGCCGGCGGUGGCGCUGGCGCUGCCAAGGGCGCUGGUGCUGGUACCGGUGGUGGUGAUGGGUUGGAGUAG